Cuculus canorus (common cuckoo) is the source of this 5373-nucleotide messenger RNA. It is a transcript of the gene C14H5orf24, whose product is annotated as chromosome 14 C5orf24 homolog. The record is from RefSeq and is a predicted model, not a curated record. Lineage: Eukaryota; Metazoa; Chordata; Aves; Cuculiformes; Cuculidae. The transcript is spliced from 2 exons. Bases 204 to 770 code for a protein of 188 amino acids.
CCGCCGCCCGCCCCGCCGGCAGGACAAAAUGGCGGCGGGCGCCGCUCGCUGAGCGCCUCGGCGCGGGAGGGGCCCGCGCGCGCUCCGCCCCCGCGCCCGCCGCAGCGCCGCUCCCUGCAGGGCUGAGGGGGAGGCGGCCGCUCCCUCACAUCCCUCCCGCCCUCUCCCUCCUUCCCGCAGGCCGCCCCGAUCCCCCUCAGAAAAUGAUGCACCCUGUUGCCAGCAGUAAUGCAGCCUUCUGUGGAACCGGCAAGAGCUCCUGCCUUAAUGAAGACAAUGUGAGAGCUGCCGAUCAGUUUGACUUGUAUGCUACGCAGCAGAGCAAAUACAGCCACGCAGUCGGCCACAAACCGAUUGCUUGCCAGAGACAAGACGCAUUGAAUGAAUCGCACUUGCAGACCACAAGUGGCAGGAAUAUAGAGACAAAAGACGAACUAAAGAAAAAGAAAAACCUCAACCGAUCUGGUAAACGUGGAAGGCCCUCAGGGACCACAAAAUCAGCAGGGUACCGAACCAGCACCGGCCGACCCCUGGGGACCACCAAAGCAGCUGGAUUUAAGACAAGUCCAGGCAGACCCUUGGGUACAACUAAAGCCGCAGGAUACAAAGUCAGCCCAGGCAGACCUCCAGGUAGCAUUAAAGCUCUAUCACGACUUGCAAAUCUAAGUUAUACUUGUGGCAGUGCAGCUUUUCCCUAUCCUAUGGUGCAUAACAGAGGAGUACAUGCUGCUGGUGAAACCAGUAGCAAUAUGAAACAGCCUAAUGAAUGAGAGGAGGAAAUCAGAAACUCCUUGCUAAUCUGCUUUACUCUGAAUUUUGGCAUGUUUCUUGUGUUUUGCUGUAGUGUUUGCCCAAAUCUGAGUUUCUAAAUUUUAUUUUUAUGCAAAUAAUGCCAUAGCCUACGGGUACAGUUCAGUAACUUAAAGCAGUGUUGAGAAGGCACUGGUUUAAAGGGGGUUUUGUUGACUUUAAAUCAUAAUUUAUAAGAAAGUCUGAAGUGAUGCAUAUGCCUUGGUGUCAAUAUUUAAGUAAUGUGUGUCUCCCUAGUUUUAUGUUCAGUUUCUGGCAAAUCUAGUUGUGUGGUUACGCAUUGAAUAAUUGAAAUAAGGAGGAGAGAAUUACUUGGCUGUUGGUUCAUGAUGCAGCCUAUCCUGCAAUAAGGAACUUAGCCAGGCAAGUGAUUACAUGAUAAGAAAAACUGGUAACGAAAGCAGCAAGCUGUGUUUUCCAGCCUGCAGGAGCUUCUACAGACCUCACAUAGAUACUUAGACAAAAAAACAGACUUUGCUGAAUUCAGGUGACUUUUGUUUCUGGAGUUGUAGCAUUAAGUCAGUUUCAACUCAUGCUCCAAACUUAUUUUUUAAAAGAAAACCGAGUAUUUGUGCAGUGUGUUGCAGCUCCGCAGCGCCUUAUUAAUACAAGCUUAUUUGCCUUUGGGUGAUAGCUGUUCUUGCAGUUACGCUGUAACAGGGCUGUGCUGUGUAAUUUUGAAAUGCCUGAUAGCCCAAAUACCAAACCAGAGAGGAUUCUUUGCAAUUUGAAAUAUUUUAUAAGAAAUUAAGUACUGUUCAUUUGAGUUACGCACUUGGUGAAUAUUAAACAGUAUGUUCAUAAAUCUGUAAAUAGCUGUUUACACUGGGUUUUGCCUUCAAAAUCCGUGCUUAGGUGGUGACAGUUUAAUAGCUUUUAAAGUAUUAAUCUAUAAUGUUUACAAAUUAAACUUUUUAAACAGACACUGUUGCCAAGUUUUCAGACUUAGUUUUGCCAGAUAUUCCUGGAAAUACAGUUAUUUCGUUGUUUGACACUUAUGCUAUAUUUAAGUUAUGGAAGCUUAUAUAUCUACCAAAGGACACCAUUUUCACGAUUUAUAAAAGCAAACUGUAUAGCUGAUGCAAACAGGAUGCAGUUUACUGCACUGCCAGACCCCAGAUAUAAAGUAAUUUAUCUAUGCAUGCAAGCUGAGGGAAAACGUUGUUGGUUAACUAUAAAUACCUUUCUUGACUCAAACUAAAACCUUCCCUCCUUCCAAAAGAAAUGUUCCAUUUUUCAGCUGGAUAUGUUUCUUUUUUUUAAGCAUGAGAGAGUGUGUGAGUGUGUGUGUAAAACACUUUAAUCUAGGCUUAAAAAAACCACAGCCCUCAAUGUUGUGUGUUGUCUGUUCUGAAUUUAUUUUACUGGAAUUAAAGCUCUUUUCUUUCCCCCCUUCCCCUCCCCCCCACAAUCUGGAAGAAAGUUUAUCUUUAAGUUUUCAUGUAUGAUAUGACACAAUGAUAAAUUUGUAGCUUCGGAUAUCUAGGAGGAGGAAGAAUAAAUAGAGUUGUGGAUUUGGGGGAGCAGAAAAAAGUGGGUUAAUUGAGCCUGUGCUGAUUGAGUAACGAUGCUGAUGAUUAUUGUUAACAUAAGCGCUAUUCUGGCCUGCUGUCAUUGUGCUGAGAGCUCUUGAUUUCAGUGAUGACAACUUAAGAAACAGAUGUUUCGUACCUUUUUUAUCAGGAAAAAAGCAGCAAGCCUUCAGGUGUUCCAGUGAUGCCUAACACCUAUCGAGUGGGACUUUGUGCUGUGCUUUACGAUAGGUGUGUUGAAUUGGUUUUGGGGAACUGUGUGUGCACUGGCAACUGAGACAAUGAACCUCAACUGUACUGGAUGGCUCCUUAGGCAGUAGAUGAACUAACGGCAGCUAAACUGCUACUAAAUUUUAUAGUUUCUCCAUGCGGAAGCUAUGAAAUCCAGUUACAUGUUCUGUUCCUCAACAAAUGCGUCGAUCUGACAGUUAGCAAUCUUUCUCAGAACGAUGUAACUUCUGACACGUGCAAAAUGCUGACGUGAGUUAAUUCACCCUCAGGAUCUGUGCUGUAUUGGCUGUUUUUAAUCAGAUGAUUUUUCAACUAAAUACUGCUUUGAGCUCUUUCCUGAACUCAGCUGGGGAAGCAGUCCGAAUGUAAGAACUGCAGGAGUGUCCCACCUCGCUGACCAGGAACGCAUUGCAUGUCACCACUGUACCCUGGAGAAGCUCCAGCUCUUACCUCCUCCUGUUAUGCCAUUUGCUCCCAUCCGUUUCUCACCUGUGCGUCCCCUCGAUUGUGCUGUGUUGGGAGGCAGCGCAGAUGGAUCGCUGUUCUGCGAGUGUAAUGGACUUUGUGUUUGAGUACGCUGAUGAAAUCAUUGAAGCAAUUUCUGUUCAUUACAGUGUUUAUUAAUUACAUCAGGUGGAAUAUAACCCUGGUAAAACCCCUUAAUGUUGUCAAUUGUAAAUGAGCAUAAAGUAGGAGAGCGUUGAGGACGUGUGGAGCUCUAGGUGCAGCAUGUUCUGCUUCACAUUAUAUCUGAUGGGAGUUGACUGGUGCUGUGCAGUGAGGGGAAGACUAGAGGAGUUCAGAGAUUCCAGGUGAACUAAAAAUGGAAUUUUCAAGUCCUUCUGCUUUUCCUCUAUAUAAUCUGCCAAAUGCAUUGUGCUCUUUUCAACACUUUUCUUUCUGUGAUAAACACUGAAACAGCAUGUUAAUGCCUAAACGUUCUUAGUACCAAUGGGAAAACUGGCCUUUUCCCUCCCGUAGUAGGAAACCAUUACUUGUAAGGUAAAUUGCUUACUUUAUAUUACAUAUCAUAAUUCAGCUAUUCACAAGCUAGGAUUACUGUUGUGUGUUCGCACUGAUCAGAAGAUCGACAUGUUAAGUUUGAGUUUUAAUAAUUUCUUUUAAUUAUCAAGUUUCUAACAUCUUAUUUAUACAUAAAUGAAAUGUAUUAGCUUGCUAUUAUUCCUUAAUGAUGCUAUACAAGUUCACUGUUCAAUAUACGUAUAGUAACUACUAUUGCGUUUCAGAUUAAAUUUACUUAAACUUUAAAACCAAAUAAUUUUGCUACUAUAAAGUCUUGCACUGGACGUAUUCAAGAUGCUAGCACCAUAUUUGGGCAGGAGAAAAUGAGAUACCAUCGGAAGUGGCUAACUUCGAUAUCAAAAAUAGUAUUUUUAAAAUCAGCAGUUAGCUUUUUCAUUAGAGCAAUGUUCUUUGUAUCUCAGAUUAACGUAAUCAAAAUAGUGAUGUAUCAAGAGCCAUUGAAGAUCUCUGUUCUGAAAGAAUCUAUUUUCACUUUGUCUGAAAGGUCGUAAGAGUUUGGUCAGGACAAAACCAGGCCUUGUCAGUGAAGUGCUGUGUCUGUGACAAGAAUUCCAUGGAACUACAAUACACAGAGUAGUUCAGAUGAGAAUUCAACUCCUUCCCCCAUUUUUGAAGAGCUUUAAAAGGCAGAGCAAUGUGAAGUCGUUUGUCGGAUGGUUUCACGAGCUGUAGCUCUGCUGUUCUGUGAUUAUGUAUAUUAAUGUUUCACGCUAUCCUUAGAGUUGACAGUUAAAAACCAGUGAUAACAAUCAUAAACACUUGGAACUGCAGACUUCAUUUCUGACCACAAAAGAAGUUUAUUCUUCUCUAUUUUAAUGCAUAUAUUUUAACACUGCUUAAAUAUAUUUAUGACUCUAGUAGAGACUAGACCUUUCUCCUUGUGGCUUCCCCCCCCCCCCCAAAAUAGAUAAAUCUGUAUUCUGAAAUUUGAACCACUUUCUGAUACUUUAAUCUCCCACCAUUUGCUUUCCCACAGGUUACUUUGGUCAAAGCAGUACUAUCUGUUAACUAACUAGUAUCAGCACCCCGUCCUCUGCUGUAAAAAGCCUGAUUAGAUACUGUGUAUGUUUUUAUGUCCAUGAACUUGAGCUACUCGUGUGCAAUUAUGUGUAUGGGAAUGGAGUAGUGUUCAUGAUCUGUAUUUACAUCAUCAUAUGGAUGUAUAUUUAUUAAUAAAGUUAAUACUUUAAAAUCUAACACUUUUUUCCUCUGGGCUUUAAUACAGUUUAAGUUCUGGAUGAGGGUUCCUGUGGGGACAGCGUGAUCAGAGCCAUAGCCUCAGCCCUUCCCUCUUGGAAAUGGUCUUUGUUUUCUGAUGUGUCAGUGGCUGGAGCUGACACUGAGGUGUUUUAGUACAGCUUGUACAGACUGCAUGGGGAGAUCCAGGGGGGCUCGUGUUUGUCCCUUACCUUCCCUGAAGUGUAACUGAAUCCCACUGAGUGUACUUGUGCCUGUGUGCACUCCAGAAUACACACAGGAUUUGUGAGAGCUGGGAGGCUAUGGCAUUGUGUGGGUUUUAAAUGGAAUAAAUAAGCCCAGCUGUAAGGUAUACUUUGCUCUCUGAAUUCAAGUGAGAGAUGUGUAUUGCUUGUCGUAGGCAGAAAGCCUGGAUGAAUUGCAAGGUAUCAGAAAAUAGAGCAAUGUUGCUUCUUUUUAAUGAAUUGAAAAUGCUGCUACAGUAACUUAAUUAUUCUUAUCCUUUCACUCAAAUAGGAGAAGAGGUGGAGGAAAGGACUUACAGCAUCGUAUGUAUAUA